AUGAGUUUGAAAGGGUUUGGCAAAAGUCUUGUUCGAACGCCACAGCAAUUCAAGCUCAAGUUCAACAUCGGCGAACACACCAAGGAUGCCGUCUACAUUGACGCCGAGCGAAGGUUUCAGGAGUUGGAGACCGAGACUAAACGCCUCCACGAUGAAUCCAAGAAAUACUUUGAUGCCAUCAACGGAAUGCUGUCCCAUCAAAUCGAGUUUUCCAAAGCAAUGACCGAACUAUACAAACCCAUUUCGGGCCGAGCCUCCGACCCCAGUACGUACACGAUCGAGGGAAACCCGGAAGGUAUCCAGGCUUGUGAGGAGUACGAAUCAAUCGUCCGUGAACUGCAGGACAGCUUAAAACCCGAGCUUGAGAUGAUUGACGCCCGGAUCAUCAGUCCUGCAAACCAGCUUCUUGAUGUCAUUAAAGUGGUCCGGAAGGUGACUGUCAAGCGAGAGCACAAGAAGCUAGAUUAUGACCGACACCGAGCCACUCUGAAAAAGCUUGAAGAAAAGAAGGAUAAAUCGCUCAAGGACGAAAAAGCUUUGUACAAGGCCGAAAACGACGUUGAGCAAGCAACACAAGACUACAAUCACUUCAACGAUCUCUUGAAAGAGGAACUGCCGAAACUAUUCGGUCUUGAGGCCGAGUUUAUUCAACCGCUCUUCCAGUCUUUCUAUUACAUGCAACUCAACGUCUUCUACACUUUACAUGAAAAAAUGCAAGGAGUCAACAUUGGCUAUUUCGACUUGACACGGGACGUUGUUGAGGCGUGGGAGUCCAAAUAUGGUGAUUCCAGAGAUCAGGCCGAACAGCUCACAAUUACAAAGUACAAAACCACUGGCGGUCGCCGCCAAGGGCAAGGGUCGAAAUACGCUACUUCUAAAGACAAGCUUGCUGCUGAUGACAAGUCGACAUCCUCUCGACUAUCGGAUUCGACAGAACACCCCCCUCCUCCAUACUCUCCUAGCGGUGCGGCUGGCACAAGUCUCGUCGGCCGUGCAAACAGCACAGGGGGCAGCUCGCUAGCUGCCGCUGCCAAGUCCAAGCCAGCUCCUCCACCUCCGCGACCGAAACCCGGUCACUUGGCUGGCCACAAUGUCGAGACCGUAACAGCCCUCUAUGAUUACGAAGCCCAAGCACAUGGCGAUCUCAGCUUUUCGGCCGGGGACGUUAUCGAAGUCAUCACUCGCACGAGCAACGAGAAUGAGUGGUGGUCGGGGCGAGUCCAAGGCAGGGAGGGACAAUUCCCAGGAAACUACGUUAAACUUAACUAG
This is a messenger RNA of Talaromyces rugulosus, 1269 nucleotides long. RefSeq lists its product as uncharacterized. The coding region runs from base 1 to 1269 and encodes 422 amino acids. The transcript is spliced from 3 exons. Gene Ontology annotation, cellular component: medial cortex; actin cortical patch; Rvs161p-Rvs167p complex. Gene Ontology annotation, biological process: endocytosis; actin cortical patch localization; plasma membrane tubulation. The record is from RefSeq and is a predicted model, not a curated record. Lineage: Eukaryota; Fungi; Ascomycota; Eurotiomycetes; Eurotiales; Trichocomaceae. Gene Ontology annotation, molecular function: protein binding; lipid binding.